Messenger RNA from Diabrotica virgifera virgifera (western corn rootworm), 549 nucleotides. It is a transcript of the gene RpL39, whose product is annotated as 60S ribosomal protein L39. The transcript is spliced from 3 exons. NCBI's taxonomy places the organism in Eukaryota, Metazoa, Arthropoda, Insecta, Coleoptera, Chrysomelidae. Gene Ontology annotation, molecular function: structural constituent of ribosome. Gene Ontology annotation, biological process: translation. The record is from RefSeq and is a predicted model, not a curated record. Bases 333 to 488 code for a protein of 51 amino acids. Gene Ontology annotation, cellular component: ribosome; cytosolic large ribosomal subunit.
UCACUAUUACUUUUUACAUAUUAUCAAUUAUUUUAAUUGUUGGUUUUCUAUUUAAUUAAUAUUUAUUCUUAAAUAAAUUGAACAAAAAACCUUUUAAUAAUCAAAAAAAAAAUUUAAGCUUUUAAACUAAUUUGAUUAGCAAUUAAUAAGAUUACGUAUAUGUAAUCUGCAGAAAUUUGUAAUAAUAUUCAAUUUUAAAGAAAAUAAUUACGAAAAAAUUAAGUACUUCAAACCGAAUUCUGAACAUACUGUCUAUUUAGGUUUUUGACUUGUGCGUGCUGUAAUUUUGACAGUUGAAGUUUCUCUUUUGGAAGUUCAUUCAAGAAGCAGAGAUGUCUGCUCACAAAACUUUUAUCAUCAAGCGAAAGCUUGCCAAAAAACUUAAACAAAACAGACCUAUUCCCCAAUGGGUCCGUAUGAGGACAGGAAACACAAUCAGAUACAAUGCCAAGAGGCGUCACUGGCGUAGAACCAAGCUAAAGUUGUAAAUUGUUUUUAUAGUCAAUUGACCUUUAUUUACUUUAGUUAAUAAACAUUACUCCAUAAAAA